AAGGAAAAAAAAUCCCCAAAACCCUACACGGCCUCGCAGGCUCGCAGCCCACCCGCCCGACCGACGCCGACACCCCUCGCCGGCGGCGCACUUCCCGCGGCCGCUCACCCACGGGGGCUUACUCGCUCUCUUCGCGGCGUCUCGUGCAGGGCUUGGUUCCCGAUUUGCUCGCAUGGGCAAAUCCAAAGACAAGAAGGUUUCGCGGGAAGCGAAGGUUGAUAAGAAAUUGGCGCUUGGGCUUGGAGUGAAGAGAAAGCAGCUGAAGAAGAAGAAGGACAGAGUUUUAGAUGGCGCUGUCGAACGUGAGGGCGUCGCUGAACGUAGUGUCGUGAAAGAUAAAAAAUUGGUUGGAAGCAAGAAAAUUGUACUGAAGGAAAAGAAGAAAACUAAGCAUGUCAAAGUAACAAGCCGUCAUACCAAGACCAACGAUCUGGUAUCUGUCAAUAAGGACGAGGCAACACCUAAGCUAAAGAAGAAGAACAAGAAACAGCAACUAAAUGAAAGCCACAGUCCUGUUGAGGUACAAACUAGUCCGCUUGACAGUAAUGAUGCUGGAGCACUUAAGCCAAAGAAGAAGAAAAAGAAGGUGAGGGAAGGGAAGGGCUUGGUGGAGCCUAACGAUGCAGAAGAUAUCCUGCAUGAAAAUCAAGAAAUUCUUGCCGCUGAUGUCAACCAACUUGCAGGUGAAACGGAAGUUAUGGAUAUUGGGGAGCCUGAAAAUGCAAAGAGGGGAAAGAAAAAUAAGACAAAGAAAGUGAAGCGAUCUGGGAAAGUCAACAGGACAGAUAGGCAUGCAUCAACUACAGAGAACAAUUUGGAGAGGAAUGUUGAAGUUGAUGUUGCAGACGUUGAUGAGAUUCCAUCAGUGAAUGAAGACUUUUCUAGGGGAAUGAAUAAAUGGAUCUUGGAGUACAGACAGAAGCGACCAGGCUUGAAAGUUUUGCAGCAAAGGAUAGAUGAGUUUAUAACUUUGCAUGAGGAACAACAAGAGAAGGAGAAGAAGGAAAAAGAGGAAGCAGCUGCAAAAGAUGGGUGGACAGUUGUGGUUCAUCAUAAGGGUAGGAAAAAGACCACAGAGGCUGAAACUGGAACAGCGGUUGGCUCUGUAUCUCUGGCUUCAAUGCAAGAGAAAUUUUCUAAAAAGAAACCUAAGGAAGUUGGUCAAAACUUCUAUAGGUUUCAGAAACGAGAAGCUCAAAUGACUGAACUGGCGAUGCUGCAGAGCAAGUUUGAGCAGGACAAGAAAAGGAUACAGCAGCUACGGGCCCAAAGGAAAUUCAAGCCGUACUGAUGGGGGUUACUCCACGGAGAUGCAGUAUUCAUUCCACAUUGUUCAAGAGCUGCCAUUGGCACCAAAAAGCUGGUUGCUGCGUUGAUCGUACACUGCGUUCCUUUUGACAGAAAAAAUGUUACAUUGGUGGACAAUCUUUAGGGUGCAUGCUUCUUAAUUGAAAACAAUUUCAGUUCGUCACAUCUGCCGUGUAAUCUUAUUUGCUGAAAUCGUGCCAUUUUUGUGGGUCAUUUUUACUUUA
Molecule: messenger RNA, 1532 nt
Organism: Brachypodium distachyon (stiff brome)
Lineage: Eukaryota; Viridiplantae; Streptophyta; Magnoliopsida; Poales; Poaceae
Product: DNA ligase 1
Exons: 8
Coding region: 173-1291 (372 amino acids)
Biological process (GO): rRNA processing; ribosomal small subunit assembly
Cellular component (GO): CURI complex; UTP-C complex
Source: RefSeq, a predicted model, not a curated record